Oldenlandia corymbosa var. corymbosa is the source of this 852-nucleotide messenger RNA. Lineage: Eukaryota; Viridiplantae; Streptophyta; Magnoliopsida; Gentianales; Rubiaceae. The record is from the annotation of a GenBank genome assembly.
AUGAGAUGGUACGAUUGCAACCGUCUGUGGAGGUGCGGACCACCAGAAAAACCAGUACUUUGCAAUGCUUGUGGGUUGAGAUGGAGAACCAGGAAAACCCUGGAAGAUUAUGUUCCGAAACAUGUUCUUAAUCCUUCUUUGGCUCGUGACGAUGACGACAACAACGACGAUUAUAAGGAAGAACUGGAUGGUCUCAAUGUGAAAUCUUCUUCUCAUCGUCAUGAUACUGUUGAUCUUGACCAAGGUUUAAUUACCCAGAAAUACUUCACCAAAAACUUCGUGAUGCUUUGCAGGAUCCAGAGUUAUCUAAGGAUCUGGAGGAUUAUGAAGCACCUGAAAAUGCACUCAUCCCUGAGAAGACAACCUAUUACAUAUCAGCGAAUGAAGUCGGUGUUGGCUUCGCUCUUCGGGACUCCUCUAUGGAGGUGCGGACCACCAGAAAAACCAGUCCUCUGCAAUGCUUGUGGAUCGAGAUAUAGGAAGAAUUUACCCCUUGAAAAUUACAUUCCCAAACAUGGAAUUGAUCCUUCUAAUUUGAUCGCUAACCUUCAGGAUGAAGUUGAUGAUCAAAGUGUUUAUUCUUCUCGUCCCCAAGUGCUGAAGAAUGUGGUAAGGAAGAGGAGAUCAGAAAGAGUAGAGUAUAGUGUCCCGUCAACAGCAGAAGUACUUAACCAGUCAAAAGCAGAAAUACUUCGCCAGAAGCUUUGGGACGCUUUGCAGGAUCCGGAGUUAUCUAAGGAUCUGGAAGAUUAUGAAGAACCUGAAAAUGCACUCAUCACUCAGAAGACAACCUAUUACAUACCAGAAACUGAAGUCGGUGGUGGCUGCGAGUUCAUCAAAUCCACAAACUGA